This is a messenger RNA of Corylus avellana, 1459 nucleotides long. RefSeq names its product RING/U-box superfamily protein. NCBI's taxonomy places the organism in Eukaryota, Viridiplantae, Streptophyta, Magnoliopsida, Fagales, Betulaceae. Gene Ontology annotation, biological process: protein ubiquitination. The record is from RefSeq and is a predicted model, not a curated record. Gene Ontology annotation, cellular component: CCR4-NOT complex. Gene Ontology annotation, molecular function: ubiquitin-protein transferase activity.
CGAACGAAGCAGAGUAGUUUCCGUUAUCCAUUCAAUCUCUUUCUCUCUCUAAAAUCCUUCUCUCUUCCUCUCUCUUUUCGCGAAUUAGGGUUUUUCCGAAUCUCUCUGCUCUUCGAAUCCGAAUCCGACCGUCUCAGCCAUGAGUUCCGACUCGAUCACUGCCGCUUCGGUUCCCUCGGCCGCCAACGCCAGGGAUUUGGGCAAGAAGAAGAGGGCCAACAGGUCCGCCAAAUUGAAGCAGUGCAAGCUUGAUGCUCGUCGCGAGCAAUGGCUUUCUCAAGGCACGGCAAAGAACAGGGGAUUCAAGGAGGAACAGAACGGCGGCGUUCAGUGCGGCAAAGGGGGCAACCGGGCGUUGGAGAAUUUGGAAAUGAGUUCCAGGGGCGAAGAUAUGGAUCGAUCGAUUCAUCAAGACAGCGAUUUGGACUCGCCGUCGAACAGUCCCACCAGUGCUACCAGUAGCGUCCUCGGCGGUGCUGAUUCGAGUACAAACUUCACCGGAAGUGGCAGCAGUGGAAGCAGUAGCAGUAGUAGUAGUGGUGGGUGCUGUUCGGGGUGUAUAACGGAAGAUGAGGAAGGUGGAGGAGAAGAUGAUGGUGACGGCUUGGAUGAUUGGGAGACCAUGGCUGAUGCUUUAGCGGCGGACGAGGACAAGCCCCAAGGCCAAAAUCCGAGUUCCGAAUCCGAAUCCGUUGCCCAAGUUGUUUCUCCGCGGCAAGUGACCGAUGGGACGGGCCUAAGAGAUGGAGAUUCGAAGCUGGAGUGUCCGAAAAUGGUUUCAGGGGCUUGCGGGAAUAGCCGGGCGUGGAGGCCGGACGAUGCAUUUCGACCUAGGAGUUUACCCAAUUUAUCUAAGCAGCAAAGCUUGCCUAAUCCGGACCGGCAUUAUGGCGGAGGAGGGGUUGCGUGGGCUUCUAAGAGUGUGGUGUCUGCGCCGACCUCGUGUCCUAUAUGCUGUGAGGAUUUGGAUGGCACAGACUCAAGCUUUUUGCCUUGCUUGUGCGGAUUCCGGCUCUGCCUUUUCUGCCACAAGAGGAUUCUUGAGGAGGAUGCGCGUUGUCCCGGCUGCAGGAAACCGUAUGAGACUGACCCUAUCGAGGCGGAGGCAAGUGUAAAUGGGGGCAGCCUGACAUUCCGGUUGGCUCGUUGUUGUAGCAUGAUCACGAGGUCUUAGGUGGAGUCUCUGUUUUCGUCCAUUAAGUAUAUUGGGUCUCUCUCAUUUUGCGUGUCUCGUGUGUUCUGUUUAGUCUUAGGCUCUGUUUCUCUCUUUUUUAAUAGAGGUAGAUGUUGGCAUAGGGUUUUGAGCACCCGGGAAUUAAGCUAUUAUCUUAUGAGUUUGGUUCUUAUAUGAAUGGUGCAUUCGUUGAUGUAGAGGACACAUCUUGGUAUGUGAAUAGAUAAGGUGGUAUAGAAAUUCAAUACAUAAAAGAUGAUUACAAUAUGAUUUUUCUUUUUUCCU